Sclerotinia sclerotiorum 1980 UF-70 is the source of this 189-nucleotide messenger RNA. RefSeq lists its product with no specific name. Bases 1 to 189 code for a protein of 62 amino acids. The transcript is spliced from 3 exons. NCBI's taxonomy places the organism in Eukaryota, Fungi, Ascomycota, Leotiomycetes, Helotiales, Sclerotiniaceae. The record is from RefSeq and is a predicted model, not a curated record.
AUGGGAUGUUGUAGUGGUGGUGUUGUAUGGUGUAUGGUGGUGUAUGGUGUAUGGUGUAUGGCUGACUAUCUGGAUGGAUUCGGAGCCAAAGAAUUUAGGAGAGGGAGAAUGAAUGAAUGCGAGUGUGGUAACUUGAGAGUAGUAAGUUGUAAGGUAUUGUGUGUAGGGUGUAAUGUUUUUGUUAGGUAA